UGGAUUGCGCUUGCGUAGCCAGACGUGGCAGCGGCAUCAUGGCUUCUUGGAACCGUUACGGGAGACGUUGGAGACAUAUCGAAAUGUUCUUGUUCUUGUCGUUGGUUGCAGUGUUGUCCGCCCUGCAGGCAGUGAAGGUGUCUCCACUCAUAGAGAAAGUCAAUGACCACAAGGAUUUUAAGAAACUUCUCAGGACCAGAACUAAUGUUCUUGUCCUGUACACUAAGUCAGCUACAUCUGGAGAUGCUCAUAUGAAGCUGCUGUCUGAUGUUGCUCAGGCUGUGAAAGGUCAGGGUACCAUCGCCUGGGUCAACUGUGGAGAUUCAGAAGGCCGCAAACUCUGUAAAAAAGUCAAGGUAGACCCUAGCUCGAAAACCAAAGGAGUGGAGAUCCUGCAUUACAAGGAUGGGAACUUCCACACAGAAUACAACAGACCAGCCACAUAUAAGUCCAUGGUGGCGUUUCUAAAAGACCCCGUUGGUGCCCCCCUGUGGGAGGAGAACCCUGAGGCUAAAGACAUUGUUCACAUCGAGACAGAGAAGGACUUCAGGAAGCUACUGAAAAGAGAGGAGCGGCCCAUCCUCAUGAUGUUUUACGCCCCAUGGUGUGGCGUGUGUAAAAGGAUGCAGCCCAUUUUUCAGCAAGCUGCCACUGAGACAAAAGGGAAAUAUGUGCUGGCGGGGAUGAAUGUGCACCCAGCGGAGUUUGAUGGACUCAAACAGGAGUUCAGCGUCAAGGGCUACCCAACCUUCUGCUACUUUGAAAAGGGAAAGUUCUUGCAUAAUUACGAGAAUUAUGGAGCCACCUCCAAAGACAUCGCUGACUGGUUGAAAAAUCCCCAGCCUCCACAGCCUAAAACUCCAGAGGUGCCCUGGUCAGAGUCAGACUCCGCUGUCUUCCAUCUGACGGAUGAGUCCUUUGAUACCUUCCUGGAGGAGCAUCCUUCAGUCCUGGUCAUGUUCUACGCUCCUUGGUGUGGCCACUGUAAGAAGAUGAAGCCAGAGUAUGAUGAAGCUGCUGAGAUACUCAACGAAGACCCAGAUAGCCCAGGUGUAUUGGCAGCAAUGGACACCACCAUUCACAAGUCCAUAGGAGAGCGCUUUAAAAUCUCAGGAUUCCCAACAGUGAAGUACUUUGAAAAGGGAGAAGAGAAGUACACACUUCCACAGCUCCGCAGCAAAGACAAGAUCAUCGAGUGGCUGCAGAAUCCCCAGGCCCCACCUCCUCCAGAGAAGUCGUGGGAGGAGAUGCCGUCCAGCGUGAGCCACUUGGGAGCUGAAGAUUUCAGGGAAUCUCUGAAAAAGAAGAAACACGCCUUGGUCAUGUUCUAUGCUCCAUGGUGCCCUCAUUGCAAGAACGCUGUCCCUCAUUUCACGACAGCAGCCGAGCUUUUCAAAGAGGACCGCAAGAUCGCAUAUGUUGCAGUCGACUGCACAAAGGGACAGAACCAUGAGUUGUGUAAACAGGAAGGGGUUGAGGGCUAUCCAACAUUCAACUAUUACAACUAUGGCAAAUUCAGUGAGAAGUACAAUGGAGAAAGAGGUGAAGCUGGUUUCACAGGCUUCAUGCGAAAUCUCAGGGGCCGAGACCAGGAGAAAGUUGGCAGACGGAAGGAGGAGCUCUAAUUGUGGGGGUGUGGUCUUGUACGUGGGAGGAGCCUAUCUUUGCACUGUGACUUGGGCAGGAACAUCCCAGCACUGAUGCCACAGACUUGAAAACCUCAGCUAAAAAGGCUAUUUUUUUUAUACAGCUGUGCCCUUAUGUUUGGAAUACCACUGUACAACCAUCUGACAACUUAUGACUUUGCAUAUUUUUUGUUUAGUGAAAUUGUUCCCAAAUACUGUGACUUCAGUUACUGAAAUCUACACGUGAAAUCUAUGCAAUACUGGGCCCUCAUUCCCUAGGGGCCCGUACAUGUGUUGGGUGGCUGGUCUUUGUGGAGAAAGCCAGUUAUUGCCAGGAUGCACUGUCAUCGUUCUCUUUCCAGUGAGGAGGUAUCAUAUAUUCAGUCGUAUCUGCAAAUGUUUUUGUAUUUUAUUUUGAAGAAAGUUGUUGUUGCUCAACUUUGUGGCCUUAAAUAUUUGGAUAACUGUGUUGUCCAAACCCUGCAGUGCAUCUUUGACAAUAUUAUGGGGAAAUAGCAGGGUCAAAAUACAGCAGAGAAAAUAUAAGAACAUGUAUUCAAGCAAGUAGUUUUUCUUUUCCUUGUCUUAUGUUUCAUAAUAGGGUGUGACAGAAUAAAAUGACAAAACAGGAAAAUGCCAAAAAAAACAACAUUUUAGAUCAAAAUAAUCAUUUCCAAAAACAACGACUGCAAUUCUGUGCCCUUCAUGUUCUUUUGUAAAUGAAUGUUCCACGUAUGUUGAAAAUCAUGCACCAAAGUCUUGUUUGGUUUGUAUGUGUAGUCUGGUUAUAUAGUCUAUGACUUCUGCUGUAUCCUCCCAUUCCUGAAUUACAACACCAUUCUAGAUAUUUAAUACACAUUCAUCUCUUUUUAUGCCUUGUCCUAGACAGAUGCAAUGCUAUAAAGCGAUAAAAGUUGUUUAAAUCAGAGAUUUUGUCCUCAACUGCCGCAACAGGCACCGAAUAACAAAACAUUUUGUCAGUCGCUCGGCUCAGCCAUAGUAAAAUCUCAUUGGUCCAAAAACGUGCUCCACAUAAAUGUAUAUUAUACAUCACAUGCCAAUGUUCUGAUUGGCUGUGAUUUUAUAUAGCCCGUCGUGACACAAUCACAGCCGACCUACACCACCAGUCAAAAGUUUUGAAACACUUGACUGAAAUGUUUCUCAUGAUCUUAAAAAUCUUUUGUUCUGAAGGUGUAUGCUUAAAUGUUUGAAAUUAGUUUUGUAGACAAAAAUAUAAUUGUGCCACCAUAUUAAUUUAUUUCAUUAUAAAACAAAAAUUUAAUAAAAAAAUAAAUAAAAUAAAAGUGUUUUGAAAUUGAUGACUUGGACCAAAUAAUAAAGAAAAGCAGCCAAUAAGUGCCCAACAUAGAUGGGAACUCCUUCAGUACUGUUUAAAAAGCAUCCCAGGGUGAUACCUCAAGAAGUUGGUUGAGAAAAUGUCAAGAGUACAUGUCUGCAAAUUCUAGGCAAAGGGCGACUACUUUGAAGAUGCUAAAAUAUAACACAGUUUUGAUUUAUUUUGGAUUUUGUUUAGUCACAACAUAAUUCCCAUAGUUCCAUUUAUGUUAUUCCAUAGUUUUGAUGAAUUUACUAUUAUUCUAAAAUGUGAAGAAAAAAAUUAUAAUAAAGAAUGAGUAAGUGUUUCAAAACCUUUGACUGGUAGUGUAGCAGUUUAGCAUAUAGAGCAAACGGACAAAUUGUUUGCCACUGGAAACUUGUCGCAUCGCGCACGGUUAAGACCAUGUUAAAAGCACGGGAAUAGGAACUGUAUGUGAUGAUGGGAACCGUACAGCAUAACACAUCAGACUUAGUAUCUCCAUUUAUGCAGGAUGGAGAUGGCUUAUUCAAAGUGAUAGACCACUCAAAAAUGUAAAAUGCUGUUAUCAUUUACUUUAUACAAAACGAGAUGUUAGGCAGAAUGUUAGCUUCAGUCACCAUUCACUAUUAUUGUAUGGAAAAAAAAAUAUGCAAUAAAAGUGAACGGUGACUAUGGCUGUCAGUCCCUAAAGUUUGCUCAACAUCUCCUUUUGUGUGCCACAGUAGGAAGAAAUGUAUAUGUGCUUGGAACAUGAUGGUGAGUACAACAGAAUUAAGAUUUUGGGGGAACUAUUCCUUUAAGGUAUAUUUGAAUGAUGCUCAUUUAACAGUUUUGCUGGAUGCCUCCCAGCCAGGUGUUGGCAUUAUUCCUGAUACCAAAACCCUUACCAAUAUCUCUGUGGCAACUGAAGUACUGUGUAGAAAAACCCCUGCUCUAGGCACUAUACAUAUUUAAUGGUCUUGUAGCUGAACUUUUGUUGUAUAAUUCAGAGGAUUCGUCCAUUUCAUUAUAAAUAAGGUUCUCAGGGAUGCUGAAACACAAUUGAAGAGAACUCAUGCACAUUGUAAUUUGCAAUUCUGAUGGGUGUUCACUAUUCACAUCGCAGAAUUAUGAAUUGUUUACAUAUGUUUUCGGGAGAUGGAACACAAAAAUCAUUGAACAGGAAUUCUGUUUACAUUGCCUUGCCAAAUUUGUGGCAAGAAGUACUGAAUAAAACAUGAUGAGCCAAGGAACUCUUGAGGCGUAGAUGUCUAGUAUAUGCAAGAUGAUGGUUUCAAGUUUUAAUGGAUCUUUUAGUCACUAAUGAAAAUUCUGAUAUCAUUUACUCACCCUCAUGUUGUUUUGAACCCAUAUGACUUUUUCUUCUGUGGAACGCAAAGUAGAAUGUUAGGGACUGAUAGUCUCAGUCAUCAUUCACUUUCCAUUCACUUUAUGGAAAAAGAUGCAAUAAUGGUGACUGAGGCUGUCACUCACUGACUGCGUAACAUUGUCUUUUGUGUUCUGCAGAAGUCAGACAUGAGGGUGGGUAAAUGAUGACCGAAUUAUUGUUUUUUGGGUGAACUAUCCCUUUAAGGGAUCACAUUUCAUAUCACAUAGCCAAAUGUAAAAUGUUCCCAUUAAGGGGAAGGGUACAUCUAAUCCAUGAUAAACAAUGGUCAAAACAACAUAUUAAAUUAAUACUUGCACAGAUAUUUCUCACUACCUGCCACUGCUGUAGAGACAUGGUUCAUUUGUGCAUUGGCAUUUCCAUGAAUAGUUGAGUGGUCAGGGGCCUUCAUGUGGUUUCAUUGACUUAUUCUAUUAUAGGAAAUUCUGCUUUGUUUAAUCCCAUAGGUCUGUGAAAUGUGGGCAGUAGCGGUUCUAGCUUGUAUGGCUCCCUGGGCGAAACCCAUUUCAACACGCCCCCAAAGUUGUUGGCACCCACACAGACACCACAAUCAUGAGAGCCCCCCCCCCACAAGAUGCUGCGCUGGGCAACUGCCCAUGUCGCCCAUGCCUAAAUCCGCCACUGAAUGUGGGAGCUACAACAAUGAUGCCAAGAAGUCACUAUCACCUUUGAUGAUUUAUUUAUUUUUUUUUAUUUUUUUUUUGGGCCCAGCCAUAUGUAAGGUUUUGAUGCAUUGAUGAGCACAAUGCAAAAUAAAGGCAUACAUUUC
Molecule: messenger RNA, 5099 nt
Organism: Myxocyprinus asiaticus (Chinese sucker)
Lineage: Eukaryota; Metazoa; Chordata; Actinopteri; Cypriniformes; Catostomidae
Gene: pdia5
Product: protein disulfide isomerase family A, member 5
Exons: 17
Coding region: 39-1625 (528 amino acids)
Biological process (GO): protein folding
Cellular component (GO): endoplasmic reticulum
Molecular function (GO): protein disulfide isomerase activity
Source: RefSeq, a predicted model, not a curated record